Molecule: messenger RNA, 3704 nt
Organism: Carassius gibelio (silver crucian carp)
Lineage: Eukaryota; Metazoa; Chordata; Actinopteri; Cypriniformes; Cyprinidae
Product: zinc finger protein 14-like
Exons: 3
Coding region: 179-1516 (445 amino acids)
Biological process (GO): regulation of transcription by RNA polymerase II
Cellular component (GO): nucleus
Molecular function (GO): RNA polymerase II cis-regulatory region sequence-specific DNA binding; DNA-binding transcription factor activity, RNA polymerase II-specific
Source: RefSeq, a predicted model, not a curated record
UUAUUUGUGGAUUCAUUCUUAAUUCUUAUUGGAGACGCGAACCGUUUCAAACGAUUCCGUUCGUUUCGGUGAACUGGUUCAACCGACUCACUGAGAAGAACCGGUUAAAUCAAACGAUUCUUCCAUGAACCGGACAUCAGCGUGCGCUUGCUGUGUCUUCUGAGCUGUAGAAUUGAAAAUGCACAAGAGGACCCACACUGGAGGGAAACCUUACAUGUGUUCACACUGCGAUAGGAGAUUUGUUCAUAGAGCAACUCUGAAAACACAUGAGAGGACCCACACUGGAGAGAAACCAUACAAGUGUUCAUAUUGUGACAAGAGAUUAAUUUCUUCAGGACAACUGAAAACACAUGAGAGGACCCACACUGGAGAGAAACCAUACAAGUGUUCACACUGUGACAAGAGAUUCAUUCAGACAGCAACUCUGAAAACACAUGAGAGGACCCAUACUGGAGAGAAACCAUACAAGUGUUCAUACUGUGACAAGACAUUCAUUUGUUUAGGACAACUGAAAACACAUGAGAGGACCCACACUGGAGAGAAACCAUACAAGUGUUCACACUGUGACAAGAGAUUUGUUCAGAGAGCAAAUCUGAAAACACAUGAGAGGACUCACACUGGAGAGAAACCAUACAAGUGUUCACACUGUGACAAGACAUUCAAUUGUUCAGGACAUCUGAAAACACACCAGAGGAUCCACACUGGAGAGAAACCAUACAAGUGUUCACACUGUGACAAGAGAUUUGUUCAGACAGCAAAUCUGAAAACACAUGAGAGGACUCACACCGGAGAGAAACCUUACAAGUGUUCACACUGUGACAAGAGAUACCGUUUAUCAGCACAUCUGAAAACGCAUGAGAGGACCCACACUGGAGAGAAACCAUUCACAUGUGAUCUGUGUGGGAAGAGUUUCACACAAUCAACAAACCAUAAGUUGCACAUGCACAUCCACACUGGAGAGAAACCGUUUACAUGUGAUCUGUGUGGGAAGAGUUUCAUAAUAAAACGCAGCCUUAAAGAGCACAUGAACAUCCACUCUGGGGAAAAACCGUACACAUGUGAUCAGUGUGGCAAAGGAUUUGUAAGGUCUUCGGACCUAAAGAUUCACCUGACACUUCAUACAAAGAAGAAACGUCUGUAUUCAUGUUCUUUGUGUGGAAAGAGUUUUCCACUGCUGAAAAGUUUAAAAACACAUCAGAAAAGACAUACUGCCAAAAAAGCUUAUAUGUGCUUUGAGUGUGAGAAGACUUUUUUUACAGAUGAGCAUUUGAAAAUGCACCAGAGAACUCACACUGGAGAGAAACCUUACAUGUGUUCACAUUGCGACAAGAGAUUCAGUUCUUCAUCAAAUCUGAAAAAGCAUGAAAGGACUCAUACUGGAGAGAAACCAUACACAUGUGAUCAAUGUGGGAAGAGCUACACUGAAUCAUCUUCUCUACAGAGACAUAAAAAAUCAUCCACAGCCCGAAAUCAUAAUAUGUGUACAAGAAAGAAAAGUCCAAAGUUGUCACGGUGAAUAAAGUUCAAGACUUCAAGACUUUUCAAGAGAUUCAGAUCAACUCAUAGAUAGUUCCUUCCCAAAAGAACAUCAUCUAAUUGUUUUAUUCUUGUUUCUCAAUUUGCUUCAUAAUAUAAUCUCUCAUUAUGCUUUAUAAUUUCAAGUGAGAUUUUUUUUUUUUACUCCAUUUAUGAAAAAGUGGACUUUUUAGUCGUGUGGACAACAAAGUGACCUGAAGAAGAGUCCAUCUUAGUUUUAAGAAAGACAUUGAUCUGGUGUUUGUGUUUAAUUGUUAAUCUUAUAAUCUUAUAAAUGCUCGACCAUUUGUGAUGCACUUGGUUUGGUUGUAAAUCAAUAAUUUUCUCACAAAUUUUCAAGUAAUCAUGUAUUAAAUAAUCAUGUAUUUUAUCAACGUUUAUCGACCAUAUUUAAUGUCUAAUGAUGCUACUUUCGACAAUAGUUUAAUCAGUAUUAUUAUUAAUUUAAUAAUUUUUGGUUUAUCCGAAAGCCAUUACCUGAUACGAUUGCUUUUUAGACUUUUUUAUGUUUUAAAUGCCUUGAUAGAUAAAAUCUUACUGCCUGACACAGAUGAGACGCAGGUCUGAUUGUGAUGGUGCAGAAAAGUUGUACAUUUACUUAUACACUUCAAAUAUGCACGAGUUAUCAUAACCGAAGCUGAGAAAUUAAGUUUUAGUGAAUAUAAUCAAGAUCAUUUGAAAUCACUUGAAAAUACUUUACGGUUACAUUUUCUCUCUCUCUAUAUAUAUAUAUAUAUAUAUAUAUAUAUAUAUAUAUAAAACAAUGCAUUAUUUGAUCGAUUUCACCUCCUUGAGCCAUUAAUAUGUACCAUAAAUUACCAGUAAAACUGAUUUAAAAAAAUUGUUACCAGAAAAUGUAUUUGACACAUGAUUUUUUCCUGACACAGUUUAACUCUUAAGUUCUUGUCAUAUUUUAUUACAAUUUUCCCAGACUAUAGCGAGUAAACUGUGAUAAUAUGAGAAAUGCUAAAGGUGUCUGAAUAAAUUUAGGUUUGACUGUAUGUUGGCGUAUAUAAUACUUUAACAUUUUAAUACAUUUUUAAAAAUGCUAUUAAAUGAAAAUGUAAGAACUUUUAUUUUUGGCAAAGUUCUGCACAACAGAAGUAUAUUAAGAUACAACAUGGACAAAUACGAUAUUCCUUAAUAAUGUUUAAAUAAAUAAUUAUAAAGAAUAAUAUUAUUGGUGUUGAUAUAAUUUUAUAUUUCUGUCAUAAUUUCAAUUUAAAUCAAACUUUUAUUUUGACUGGUUGUAGCGGACCUUUGAGUUGCAGAAUGGAUUUUCUUCAAUAAAACUAGGAAAUGUUUAAGUUUUCUCUCAGCCCUGCUAAUGUUCAUGAUUAUGUAGACAUUUAAAACACUAUUAGCAUCAUACAAACUUCAGUGUGUAGUAAAUAAAACGGCACCAUUCAGAGACCUGCAGAAACAAGCAGAUUAUUUAUAUAGCAGUCUCUUUGUGCUUUAAUACUCACAGACACAUAUCUGCUUUUGCUUUAUCCAUACAUCAGAUAUUUAGCAUACAUGUUUAGAUAUGUAUGAGCAUCCAUGCAUGCACGAUUUGUGACAUCUUCGUUAUACAGUAAAUUCAAUUUUCACGACUACAGAUUAUUUAAUUUUCUAUGACUUGAUUAACGUGAUGAUAAUGAACUAUAUACUAUCAUGUAGUUUUAUCUCCUAAAAGUCUGUUAAAUGAUUGACAGAUUUUAAACUGAGGCCUAAAAGGGUUUUGUUAUCUUGUGGCUCCCUCUGGUGGACAACUUUAGUACUAUUGCCUACAUUUUCGUUCCUGUUGAGAUGAAUUAUUUUAUAAAUAAAAAUGAUCAAAAUUUUGAGUAGAAAUUGCCUGGUUUCACUGUUACACCAUGGUUCACUUUUAUAUCCUUUCUUUUCACAUUUCUCAGUUUUUUACUGUCAGAUUCAGAUCAGUUACUCCCCAAAGAACAUCAUCUUAAUAUUUUCUUGUAUAUUAUAGUGCUUCAUAUUCCAUCUCAUUAUGCUUUAUGAUUUUGUUAAACUUUUUGAUUUGUUUAACUCUUUAGUUUAAUAACUUUCUUAUAUAUAUUUAUAAAAGUGUACUUUUUUGGUAAAUGUAUAAUGUAGCUUUGCAACAGUGCUUUUGUUUGCUUCUCUUCUCUUUUCAAGUGGUAUAUUAAAUCAUGUAUUAAACUCAU